CUAGAUGUUGGCCCAAGCGCGCUUGUCAGUGUGCUUCGCCUGCAGUUCCGUAUCGCACCGAUCACGGGCUUUCUAAUGGCACGGUCUUCCCGCUCGAGCGGGGGGUCUUCAAGCUCGUCUGAUUCGCAUUCGCUGGAUCAGCCGAAGAGCAAGAAAACACACAAAGGUAAACAACGAAAGAAGAAGGACAAGAAGCAGAAACGGGAUACAAACGACAAGAAGAAGCAUAGAAAGGAGAAGAAAGCGCUCAAAGAGCGGAGGCGACGCCAGAAGGAGCAGGAAGAGCAGGCCUCGUUUGAGCAAAGCAUGGCGUACGCCAAGGAGGUGGCUGCGGCCAACAUGGGUCUCAGAGCUGCCGCGGACGAGGAGCGCGAGGCACGCCGGCAGAAAAAGGCCAGCAAGGCCGCCGCCCGGGCGGCGGAGACGCCCAGCAUCACCAGCGACGCCUCGAGAGCGGCGGUGGUGGCUAGUGCGAAGAUCCCGCUGCAGCGGGGUGCCUGCGCCGUGGUCGUGGACGCGAACGACUUCGACCCCACGAAGAAGCCGGAUGCAGACUACUCGAGGCCUGACCCGCUUGCCGUCGCGAACUCAGGCCUCGACGUCCAGAGAGCGAUCUCCAUGAUGGACCGCAGCCACUACACGACCGAGCAGCUCAAGAUGCACGAUGCGCGGAACGCGCGGCUUGGAACAUAG
Messenger RNA from Prorocentrum cordatum, 693 nucleotides. The record is from the annotation of a GenBank genome assembly. NCBI's taxonomy places the organism in Eukaryota, Dinophyceae, Prorocentrales, Prorocentraceae.